Frankliniella occidentalis (western flower thrips) is the source of this 376-nucleotide messenger RNA. RefSeq lists its product as uncharacterized. Gene Ontology annotation, cellular component: extracellular region. Lineage: Eukaryota; Metazoa; Arthropoda; Insecta; Thysanoptera; Thripidae. The record is from RefSeq and is a predicted model, not a curated record. Gene Ontology annotation, molecular function: peptidase inhibitor activity.
GCCGACCCGGUCUCUGCCCGCACAUCCGCCGCCUGGUGCCCGACCUGUCCCAGGCUCCUCCUCACCACAUCGCCGGCCUCGCCCGCGGCCAGUUCGUCGGCGAGCCAUCGCUGUGUGGCAACUUGUGCAUCCACGACAAGGUCUGCGCCAGCCACCAGAAGUGCUGCCCAACCAGCUGCGGCUACGCCUGCCAGGACACCGUCCACAUCCACGAGGACAGCGAGGAGUACUGAGUCGUCACUUCGCGACAGUAAUUUUAUAGCCGGCUGUUGAUUCAAUCCACAUCACCGAGUGCGUAUUUAUUAUUUAUUGAUUAAAUUAUUCCCGUAAAAUGGACUUGAUUCUAGAAUUUGCCAAUAAAAACUUGGAUUCCUAA